This is a messenger RNA of Rhizophagus irregularis DAOM 181602=DAOM 197198, 399 nucleotides long. The record is from RefSeq and is a predicted model, not a curated record. NCBI's taxonomy places the organism in Eukaryota, Fungi, Glomeromycota, Glomeromycetes, Glomerales, Glomeraceae.
GAUGAUAUUACUAUUGAAGUUGGUAAUGAUCCUAACGUGAAAAUAUUUAGAGCUCAUAUGGUUAUAUUGAAUUAUCGUUCUCCUUAUUUGCGAAGAAUUUUAUCAACAAAUAAAAAGAAAAAUGAUGAAACUUUGGUACAUAUCAAAUUACCCAAUAUUUCACUUUGGAAGAAUAUGAUAUUUCUGAUAUCUUGGUUACUGCUAGCGAACUAAGCCUUCGGGAAUUGAACAACUAUUUACAAUCCUUCUUGGUUAAAAACAAAGCAAGCUGGAUAGAACAAAAUUUUAAUCUGGUAUAUCAAACAAGUUUUGAAAAUGAUUCUUUCUUGGAGCUUCAAACAUAUUGUAAUAAUCUUAUAUUAAAGAAACCAGAUAAGAUAUUCAAAUCGCUUAAUUUCU